CAUGUUAGAAGCACAUUCAUGUCAUCGAAAAAAGACUGCAAAUUCGAUCCAUGAUACACUCUCGCCAAAUUAAACCGCGUAUCUUUAUAAAGCCAUACAAAUUGUUUCAUAUCGAUCUAUUGGCAGCCAAUGCAAGUAUGCAAAUAGCACGAGCUUUUGAUUUCUGGUAUAUACAAAAGCAAUGAAGCACUACCAAAAUCCGGGUUCCACCGGCCCUUCUCUUUGAAGCUCAUUCAUUGGAUAGAAAUAAAUCCAAGGCACACAUCACCUUGUACAAUCUUGUUUAAAUUUUGCCUCCGAUCUCCGCAUAAAAUACAAGGGCUGUUGCUACUUCUUCUUCCAAAAAUCAUGUCUUCGAUAAUAUCAGCCUCCCAACAUCAAAUAGACCAACUGAGGUCUAUAAUACACUCACUAGGUUCAGAUCCUGUCAACGUCUUCCAGAACACGCUACUUCCAUCCGUUAAGCGCUCCAAGUUUAAGUACCUUGGUGCUGCUAUUGCGCUCUUUGUGGUCAGCAGAGUGUAUCGUGUUUUUGCAUACCCAAAAAAACUCGGUCAUUUAAAGAGAAUACCAGUGCUCUCAACGCUCAAAUCCUUGAUAGCAUCUGAAAACGACCUCGACCGGACUCGCAAGUUUGUGUUACCCCGUUGGAAAGAGACCGACGGAGUCAUGACCGCUUGGGGUCAGUUUGGAUGGGAGGUCGUUGUUGCCAACCCAGAGGCCGUUCGAACUGUUUUGUACAAACCAGAUAUCUUUCCAAAAUCUUCCGUUUUUGAGAACCCCAAGCACAAGACCUUGAUCUUCAAGUUUUUCGGAAACACCAAUAUGUCUCUUGCCAACGCUCAUGAAUGGAGAAGGAGAAGAAAGGCUACCUUCAAGCGCUCUAUGCCUGCAAAGACAUUUGCUGUGUUGACUAGCAGAAUGUUUGAGCAGAUUGAAAAAAUUGAUGGGCCAGUGCAUGUACAGAAACUGCUUCAAAGAUUUACGUUGGAUGCUAUCGGCCUCAUUGGAUUUGGAUUUGAGUUCAAUGCUACUAACACCCCUGAGGGAGAAUGGGUUAGAACAUAUAACGAUGUUGCUGACAACAUUGCCGACUUCAGGUAUCUCUUCUUUCCCGCCCUUGAUACCACCUACCUCGGACUAUUCCCAGAGCGACAAAAGAAGCAUGAAAGCUUGAACAGACUGAACACACUUUUUGAUCAGAUCAUCGAAAACAAGAAAUCAGAACUAGCAAAAGGCGCAUCAAAUGUCGAGGAGAAUGAGAAGGAUCUAUUGACACUUAUGAUGGAGGCUGGCAAUGGUGAUGAUCAACAUGAGCCUCUUACUUCUGAAGAACUUCGGGAUGAACUCGUGUUGUUUUUCAUAGCAGGUCAUGACACCACGUCUAAUACUAUGACUGCUGCGUUGUAUUUCUUGGCUGCUAAUCCGGAUAUACAAACAAAAGCUCGACGAGAAGUCUUGGGUGUUCUUGGAGAUGAACCCUUGGACGCAUGGCCAACCGUUGACCAGCUUAAAGAAUUCCCUUACCUCACCAAAAUUAUGAAAGAGUCUAUUCGCUUAGCACCGCCAGUGUCGGCUCUGCUUGUAAGAGAUACUACAGUAGACACAGAAUUGAAUGGUGUAGUUAUUCCCAAAGGCACUCUUGUCAAGGUUGACGUACUCUCACUCCACUAUAAUGCCAACCUUUGGAAGGAUCCAACAAAGUUUGAUCCCGAGCGAUUUACCGAUGGAGGAGAGUUAGAUUCGAUGCCGUCUGCAUAUGCAUAUCUUCCAUUUGGCGGUGGCUCGCGACAAUGUAUAGGAAUGAACUUCAGUUUGGCUGAACAGCGUGUGGCACUAAGCUCUAUUUUGAGGAAAUACGAGCUCAGUCUGCCCGAAGAUUGUAUUCACAAGGACGGCAUUGUGUUUGGUUCACAGAUGCUAAAUAUGACGGCUAAAGAGAUGAUGAUCAACUUUACUCGAAGAUACUAAUAGGUUGAUUUGUUCAUUUGCAUGGGCCGUUUAAUGCCUUUUGAUAUGAUAUAUGCACUUCCCUUAAUCAAUAAUAUAACUUCUAAGC
Messenger RNA from Umbelopsis ramanniana AG, 2059 nucleotides. RefSeq lists its product as uncharacterized. Gene Ontology annotation, molecular function: heme binding; oxidoreductase activity, acting on paired donors, with incorporation or reduction of molecular oxygen; iron ion binding. The record is from RefSeq and is a predicted model, not a curated record. The coding region runs from base 349 to 1971 and encodes 540 amino acids. The transcript is spliced from 8 exons. Lineage: Eukaryota; Fungi; Mucoromycota; Umbelopsidomycetes; Umbelopsidales; Umbelopsidaceae.